AUGAUGGAUUUACAUCCAAUAUUAAAAGUAGGCAUUCCCAGAAAUAUUAUUCAACUUCCUAAUUUAAAAUUCUUCGAAAUCGAUUUUAUGGUAAGAGGUAAAACGCUUCUUAAUAUUCCUUUUAAUAUUGGUGAUAAGAGUGAUUUAAAUGACUUAAACCGAUUUGCUAUUAAAUUGGGUAAACCUCGAAAUUUAAAUAAAGUUAUAGAAAGUUUGCCGAUACAAAUUUCUACUAUGAUAUUUAAUUCAAUGGUAGUUGACAAUCAUUUAGAUCAUUUUAGUAAUCUAACAUAUAUAUCACUUGAAAUGGUAGAAUUAAAAUCAAUCAAAUAUUUGCCCAAAUCCCUACAACAUUUUAAAAUGAUUUCCAGUAGAUUCAAAGGGGGGUUAGAUCGUUUUUCUUGGCCACCCAAUAUGGAUACGAUUUACAUUGAAGGAACGCCUAUGAAUGAUGCUGAUUUAGUAAAACUAUCUCAGUGGCCAAAUUAUUUAACCAGCUUAGCUUUAAUUGGAACUGGAUUCGAAAAGUAUGCCAGUUUGGGUAUUUUACCUCCAAAUUUGGUAUAUCUAAACGUAACUGGAAAAUCAAAUAAGAUUGAUCCUUUGAUUAACGAUCAAGGGCAUUAUUCGUUUCCAGAAUCAAUAAAACAUUUGAAAAUAUCUGGUGUUAAUUUCUUUGAUUACCCUGAUUGUGAAAUUCAAUUUUCUCCAAGGCUAGAUACAUUGCAAAUAUCAAAAUGUUUUGAAACUUUAAAAUGGCAAACUUUUCCGACUUCAUUGACACAUUUGCAUUAUUGCCCUGUAAGUGGUAAAGAUAAUUUGCUUGAAUAUAAUAAUGCUUUCUUAAAUAAACAUUGGCAACAAUUAAUUAAUUUGACACAUUUAAGAUUGGAGAAGGUGGGUCAUUCUGAGUUAUCCGAUUGGUUACCACCUAAAAAUUUGAAAUAUUUAGAUGUAAGUGAUACAAUAAUUAGGAGUUUGGAUAUGGCAAUGUUUAAGGAGGAGAACAUGCAAUAUACUAUGAAUUUACGUAAAUUAGACUUUUCUUAUUCUGCAAUAAGAAGUAUUCCUUCAGAAUUUUACUUACCUGAAAAUAUGUAUCGGUUUAUUCUAACAGGAGAUUCAAUUGACUUAAAUCUUUUCCCUAUGAUACUUAGACAUAAGGUCUUAAACAGGAUACGCAAAACGAAAGGAAGAUAUUUUUAG
Scheffersomyces coipomensis is the source of this 1206-nucleotide messenger RNA. RefSeq lists its product as uncharacterized. Gene Ontology annotation, molecular function: protein binding. Bases 1 to 1206 code for a protein of 401 amino acids. Lineage: Eukaryota; Fungi; Ascomycota; Pichiomycetes; Serinales; Debaryomycetaceae. The transcript has a single exon. The record is from RefSeq and is a predicted model, not a curated record. Gene Ontology annotation, biological process: signal transduction.